Molecule: messenger RNA, 10038 nt
Organism: Coregonus sp. 'balchen'
Lineage: Eukaryota; Metazoa; Chordata; Actinopteri; Salmoniformes; Salmonidae
Source: the annotation of a GenBank genome assembly
AUGGAGAGACCCUCCUGUCUCCCGCGGAGCAGCAAGAUGAACAGCUACAUCACCAACGCCCUCUCUGACUUCUUCUUCAAGUAUGAGACCCCCCGACAGGUGCUGGUGCGGAACAGGAGGGUGGGGGUCGUGUGCCGAUUGAUUCAGCUGGGGGUCCUGGCUUACAUCAUCGGGUAAGACCCCCCCUCUUUUAAAGGAGGUUAUUUAACGGGACACUACAUGCAUGCAAACUUAGAGUGGAGCGGGGUGAACAUGUGAGUUGUGUGUGAGCUUGUCUGUUUCAGCAAGACUAAGAAAUUCCUCAACUGCAAAAUGCAUGACCCAGCUUUCAUUAUUUACAUUACAUGGCUUGUUUGUUGAAAUGUCUACUGUCAAUUCAUCAAGAGAUAUCUGACCAAAUUAAGAAGGUGUGAUAUUUAAAGAUGCAGUCUGGGAUCUUAAGCACUUACAAAUUCAGAACAUAUUGUACAAAUUGGAAUCUGUAACAUAUUAUACAAAUUGCAAAACAAAAACGUACUUAAAUAAUAAUGAAACGAAAAAUGCCUUAUUAGGCUAUACAGUCAUUCUACAGUACCUUUUGAAUCACUUUUAGAAAUAUGAGUUUGGCCAGUCUUUGGUUUGAGGAUCAUGCAGUGAGCUAUGCAUGUCUAGUUUGUUAAUUGAGCCUAGCAGAUGCUCUUAUAUUCCCAUGCCUUAAUCACAGUCAACAAAAAUGUUUUUUGUAACAACAAUAUCAUGGAAUAAAAUAGAAUACAUUACAGUUAGGUGCAGAUAGGCCUACCUAAUGAUAUGCAACUACUGUGUUAAAAACAAAUGGCUGCGGUGCAGGAUAGACAGUAGGCAAGGAUGGUGAAACAAGGAUCUUUACUGGUGGUCCAAAAGCCAGGAUACAAAACAACGGACUAUUCACGAAAACAAAUGAGGAGCACAUAGGUCUCCAGAAAAAAAAGGCUGACAGCAAACAAUACGAAAUACUUACUCUGACUGGAAUAACACAAUACAUUUACAUUUUAGUCAUUUAGCAGACGCUCUUAUCCAGAGCGACUUACAGUGCAUACAUUAUUUUAUUUUUCAUACUGGCCCCCCGUGGGAAUUGAACCCACAACCCUGGCGUUGCAAACGCCAUGCUCUACCAACUGAGCUACAUCCCUGCCAUCCAUUCCCUCCCCUACCCUGGACGACGCAGGGCCAAUUAUGCGCCGCCCCAUGGGUCUCCCGGUCGCGGCCGGCUACGACAGAGCCUGGAUUCAAACCAGGAUCUAUAGUGGCACAGCUAGCACUGCGAUGCAGUGCCUUAGACCACUGCACCACUCGGGAUACCACAAUGACACAUGGAGACCAUUAUUCCUCGAGUACCUGUAACUCCGUCACGUGAUCCGACACUGAUACGUACUGCUUGACAUCAAGGAACUAGCAGAGAAAACUGAGCAAGGGAACACAGGGAAGUGAGGACAUAAAUACACAGGUGAAUCAGAUAGCCACAGGUGACACCAAUAGGCAGAUAAUUAGUCCCGACUGUGAGUGAGGAGGUGCCUAUGGUUGUCGGAGGAUGACACCUAGUGGGUCGCUACGGAACUGCGACCCACUCCUGUAACACUUUUAUUAUAAUGGUGAUAUUUUCACCCUUACCCUUGUAUGCGGUGGAAUGUGAAUCCACAAACUGGUUACUUUGCCAUGUAGGCUAAUGCUUACAAAACAAAAAACAGUUUCUAAAACCACAAAUCUAAAUGCUCUGGUCUGUCCUAGGAGUGAGGGUAAACGUUAGGCAUGUUCUCUGCUAUCCACUUUCUGUUGAAAUUAUUAUUUUAGGUAUAGGGGAGGGUCACUUAUUAAUUUUUUCAAGCGUUCAAGGAGGGUCCGGAAAAAAUAUAUUUUAGGGAGGGCCAUCCAUUUUCAUUUCAGAGAGGACCGAUUUUCUCCAGGUGACCCUUAUUAUAAAUAACGGAAGGCCACAGUGGUGUAGCUUAUGGUGAUACAGAUAUCACUUAAAUAAGUAUGAAAAAUGUAUGCACUCACUAACUGUAAGUCGCUCUGGAUAAUAGCGUCUGCUAAAUGACUAAAAUGUAAAUGUAAAAUUUAAUAAUCUGCAAGGUCAAUCCGACGUCUGCAGUGGCCAUACAGCAUUUAUUACGAUGUGGCCUCCGCCUAAGUCAGAGCAUUCAUACUUCUUGCGCUUCGCAGAAACAGAGCAGAGCUGUUGUGAAGGAAGUUGUCAAGGAAGUGAGUUUGUGUUUAUAUUGGACCUUCCGCCCCCAGGACCUCCCGCUUUUGACAUUAUCGAUCAUAGUCUGCUGCUGGAAAAACGUAUGUGUAAUGGCUUUACACCCCCUGCUAUACUGUGGAGAAAGAGUUACCUGUCUAACAGAACACAGAGGGUGCCUCUCCACCAUAAUCAAGGUAGAAUCAGGAAUUCCCCAGGGCAGCUGUCUAUGCCCCUUACUUUUUUCAAUCUUUACUAACGACAUGCCACUGGCUUUGAGUAGUGUGUCUAUGUAUGUGGAUGACUCAACACUAUACAAAGAGGGAAAAUUGUAAUUGGCACAGAACAGGGUAGCAAGGCUGGCCCUUGGAUGUACACAGAGAGCAAACAUUAAUAAUAUGCAUGUUAAUCUCUCCUUGUUCAAAGUGGAGGAGAGAUUGACUUCAUCACUAGUUGUAUUUGUGAGAGGUAUUGACAUGUUGAAAGCACCGAGCUGUCUAUUUAAAUGACUAGCACACAGCUCAGACACCCAUGCAUACCUCAAAACACAUGCCACCAGAGGUCUCUUCACAGUCCCCAAGUCCAGAACAGACUAUGGGAGGCGUGCAGUACUACAUAGAGCCAUGACUACAUGGAACUCUAUUCCACAUCAGGUAACUGAUGCAAGCAGUAGAAUCAGAUUGAAAAAACAGAUAAAUAGAUAGUCACAUAGGACCAAUCCUCUCCUUAGCUUGCAGACUUGUAGGUUGACAAAUAGUGUGAUGAAUCAGGCGGAUGAAUUCUUUGGACUUUCAUGUUGUACUUUGUACUUUCUUACUGGAGAUGCACCAAAAGACAGACUGUGUCAUGUCUCAACAAAACAAAUGACUUGUUUACACUUUGUGUGUGUGUGUGUACGUGUGUGUGUGUGUGUACGUGUGUGUACGUGUGUACGUACCUGUGUCUGUGGGUGUUUUGUGUGUCUGUAUACAUCUUCAGGCAUCUGGACUUCAGGAGCUACAGGACAUGAACAGGCUGAGGCAUAUGCUCACACAGAUAACAAUCAAACAUGGGUAAACACAGCUACGCUGCUUUUUCUCAGUGAUUUCCCUCCUUGAGAUAAUACCGGAAAGGCAUGUGACAUUUCAAAAGUUGAUUCUCUGUUGAAAACACAUCAGAGAAACUUAAAUGCGCUCAGCUUGGCAGAUUCAGUCAUACCAGAAUUAUAAUACCUCAGACGUUUGAUCUUCCUUCACAUCCUAAAGACAUCCCCCCUACCGUUGGGCCGUUGGGCCCUUGAGCAAGGCCCUUAACCCCACAACAUGAUCUCCAUCCAGAAUUAUACUACCUCAUAAGUAUGUUCUUUCUUUACAUCCUAAAGACAUUCCCCGACCAUUGGGCCCUUGAGCAAGGCCCUUAACCCUACAACAUGCUCUCCAUCUAGGGGCACUGCACUGCAGCUUGACCCUGUGCUUGUCUAAACUGUAUGUGUGAAGUGUGAUGUGUGCUGUCUGGGGGUGGGGGGUGAUUAUGAACCUGUCCAGGACUCUCUUAAUCAGAGCCCUGCUGGCUUUGGCAGCUCAGAGAUAAAAAAUAACUUGGCUUUUCAGUACAUUUACAUUUUAGUCAUUUAGCAGAGGCUCUCAAAGGCUCUGCAUGGUCAAUCCAACAUCUGCAGUGGCCGUACAGCAUUUACUGAGAUACGACAUCUGCAGUCAGUGCAUUUAUACUUUUUGCGCUUCGCUGAGCAGAGCAGAGCAGAGCUGUUGUGAAGGAAGUUGUAAAGGAGUUUGUGUUUAUAUAGGACCUCCCGCCCCCACCUACCAUCAACCAAUCAUGUCAAUGCGGAUCUAUACGGAGCUCUCCGCAUUGUUACAAGAUUUGGGUGACGCAUGGCAGCUCAAUUUGCCUCUGCAUGCCUACGGAGGCUCUGCAACUGCGUCACACAAUCCAUACGGCGCCUCCGACCACAUUUUCGGAUCAAGCAUAAAUCGGCUUCUAUCCAGAGCGACUUACAGUAGUGGUUCCCCGUUGGAAUCAAACCCACAACCCGGGCAUUGGCGAAUUGCCAUGCUUACCAACUGAGCCACACAGGAUCAGACAGCCACGGGCCUUAAUAGAAGUAGGGAGACUCAAAAGAAAUCUAUCUGAAAAACACAGUGUGCUCAGCAAGAGCCACAAAGCCAAUCACACAUCAAAAGAUCUGUCGCAUGGUCUGUCUGACUUUGUUUCUCUCUCUCUCUCUCUCUCUCUCUCUCUCUCUCUCUCUCUCUCUCUCUCUUCUCUCUCUCUCUCCCCUCUUCUCUCUCUCGUCUCCUCUCUCUCUCAGGCCUUAGGAUACAGAACCGAUACAGAUCUUACUUAGAUUGUUCUGGUGGAAAAUGCUUUUCCUCAUGUCACGCUUUGGUUUCUUCUAAUGUGGUCGUUCUUACUGUUCUUUCUAUAUGGACUUUAAUUCAGAAACAACAACAACGAUGGGAUUUGUAGUCAUAGCUUGACGCAGACAUCCAGUUGAAGUGUUCCAGUUUAUUUUUGAAAAGUUUAAUUACAGCCAAACUGUGUGUGUGUGUCUGUGUGUGUGUACGUGGGUGUGUGUGACACUUGUGACUUAAGCUGUAAGGCAGUGGCAGUGGAAGGAGUUGUAGAUGUGUGUAACAUCCUGUCUCUGGGGCUUGAUGCCAGGGGGUUAUUGCUUUAUAUGUCAUUUCAGUACUUGUUUUAUAUGUCAUUUUAUAUUAUCCCAGUGUACGUACAUAUGGCCCUAUGACAUCAUCUACUCUACUGUUAAUUAUCUUGCUCACAAGCUGGUGUCCAUCAUUCUGGAGAAGGUAGGUUGAGACAGACAGACAGACAGACAGUGCUACUAUUAAAAGGCUGUCCAAGGAAGUCCCUUACGUAUCAGCUACACAGAGAUACAAUAUGUCAGACUCAGCCAAGCUCAAUACGAGCAGAAAUAGGUUAAUAACCUGGGAUAUAGAUAAGGUAUAUUCACCCAUGUGUGCAGAUAAAUGUACACGUAACGGUAUGUAAUAAUCUCAUUGUCACACAUUCCAUGCAUUCCAUCCCAACUCUUAACAUUCUAUGCAUUCAGAGCAUUCCCCUGGAGUCUGGAAAUCUCUGUUAGUGUCCCAAAUGGCACCCUAUUCCCUACAUAGUGCAUGGUCAUAGGGUUUGUUUACAUUUACAUCGUUUACAAACAUUGGAGUAAAAAAAAAAACGUAUAUUUUGGGUUCUGAUGGGGUACGACAGUUGAACUAAGCUCAUGACGAAUUUAUAAGUUAUAUUCUUCAAGAAUCAAUGGGCACAUAUCAUUAAUUUAUGAGUCGUAAAAUAGAUGUAGCAACUGCUGAUUGCCCCUUUUAAUCCUACCUUAAUUCAACAUCACCUGGUGAUAGCCAGCUUGCACUGGGAUUACUGUCUUUCUGCCUAAUUCUCACUGCUGUGAGAGAGGCCUAUACAUCAGUCUGUGUGAAGAUAGUACAAAAAUUACCAUAAACCUCAUUUUAAUCUUUAAUUUGAAGCUUUUCUUCAAUAAUGUGCGUUAUAAAGAGGCGACUGUUUAUAUAUUGCUCAGUUUACUAAACUGUCUUUAGUUUACUAAAUCACCUCUGUAUAACGCACAUUGUUGAAGAAAAGUUUCAAAUUAAAUCCCACCGCAAGAUAAAGUUUAUGGUAUUUUUUGCACACUAUGAAAAUGUACAAAAAUAAGUAAUUCUAUGCACUAUGCAUUUCACGAGGAUUUUUGCAUCACACAUUGAAGUGUAAGAGGCCUCCAGUUUUUAAAAUGGACUGGAUCUUUAUACUUACCACCUGGGUCCUGUUUCAGUAAUAGUGAAAUCAGACCUUUUUUAUAGGAGUAGUUCAAACAUGCUAAUAAUGGAUCUUUGAGUACAUAAAAAAAGGUUUGAUAUCCUUCUACUGGUAUGCCAUCAAGCCCUGGGGUUUUUCCAGACUGAAAGGAUUGAAUUGCCUCAAGAACUCCCUCCUCUGUAAGUUGGCCUUCACACAGGUAUUUUUGUACAAUUGAUAAUUUGACAUUAUUAUUAUUAUUAUUAUUAGGGCAAAAAUCCUUAGAGUUAACAGGAGGAGACUGGAAAGAAAACAUAUGCUUCAAAUAUUUUGCGUACUCUUUCAAAAUAUAAUUAGGUGAAUCAUGGAUGACUCCGUCAUUUGUAACGAGUUUCUGUAAAUUAUUUUUGGUAGCAUUUCUAUGAUGGAGAUUCAAGAAAAAAGUGGUGCAUUUUUCACAAUUUUCCAUCCAGUUUCUUUAUUUUUGUAAUAGAUUACACUUGAUCGUUCCAAAUCUGUUUUAUUGCUAUCUACCUGUCCUGUUAGUCCCUCUAUUUCCUUUAUUAGUCUAAUCUCUUUUGACCGAAACUGCUUUGUUUUAAAGAUGAGUAUUUAAUUAAUUGGCCUUUAAAGGUACAUUUGAAAGUGUCUCAUACAAUAAGGGGAUCUACUGUACCUAUGUUCUGAAGGAAAACGUCCGUUAUAAAUUGUUUUGUCUUAGUUAAGAGCAAAUUGCCCUCCAGUAGGCUUUGAUUACAUUUCCAAUAUACCCCCGUCCAUGUGGAAAUUCUGUAAGAGUUAUGUGGAGGCCAAUUAGAUGAUGGUCCGAUCACUUUCUGUCUCCUAUUAAUACAUUUUUUAAAACUUUUGAUGCCAAGAAUGAAACUAGCUUGAUUAAUAAUAAUAAUAUAAUAAUAUAAUACUAUUGAUUAAGCCUCCUCCAUGUACAGUAUAUCUCACUAGGUCAGAGUUUGUUAGCCUCCAUAUAUCCACUAGGACUAAUGUGUCGAUGAUAUUUGUGAUCUCCUUAAGUGCUAGGGGUGAUAGUUUGUAGUGUGAUUUCCUUUACGGUCCAUUGAAGUACUUCAAACCGUGUUAUAAUCUCCCACCAUAAUAAUAUGAUCGUUUGUUGCUUGUGAGCUCAAUAGAUUGUUAUAAAUAUUUUCCUCACAAAAAAGUGUGGAUCAUCAUUAUUUGGACCAUAUAGAUUAAUGAUCCAAAUCUGUUUAUCAUCCAAUAGCAUAUUCAAAAGGAUCCACCUUCCUUGCGGAUCUGUUUGGACAGUUUGCACAUUUGACUCGAAAUGAUUAUUAAUUAAUAUCAUCACCCCUUUUGAAUUUCUUUGCCCAUGACAGUUCCUUUUCCACACAACUUAAUCUAUAGACGUCAGUGGUGGUCGGUGCCGUUGAUGCGGGAGCAUGGCCUUAUUUCUAUUACAGCAUAUUGGAUGACUGUCAUUCAUAUUCCAUUUACCUAGCUCAAUGUAACAUUGAUAGGUUUAGGCUACUACGUGAGACUCAAAUUUUCCAUAUAACCAUCAUGAGGUUGCUCAUCAUGAGGGAGAGAGAUCAAAUAAAUAAAUAGGUAUGUUGUAGGCCUCAUUGCAGGGUUACUCACAACCAGGUCGUUAUCUUGGAGUCUCUGAAGAGCUGGUUGUUAAUGGAGAGCUUGUCCAACACCAGGUGCACUUUCUGGCCCUGUGCCCUGUGGUGUUUAAGAAUAGGGUAAAUAAUGCGUCUACUCUCCACGAUCUCUCAAGAAUGUUGUUCAUUGAUAGAGAAAUUGGUUCCGCAUAGCCGCGGGAAGUAGGGGUGCUGAGAAUGCUGCGGCACCCCCUGAAAAAAAUAAAAUAUAUGUAUUUUUUCUCACAGAAGUAGUGCACUGGACCUUUAAUAGUCCUGUAUUAGUGGACGAUAUAGCCAUCUACAGUGCGGGCAAAACUUUUCUUCCAGCACACCCACCCCCACCCCCAAACUAGCACAGCACCCCCAUAUAAUAUAAUUUUACAUUUACAUUUUUAGUCAUUUAGCAGACGCUCUUAUCCAGAGCGACUUACAGGAGCAAUUAGGGUUAAGUGCCUUGCUCAAGGGCACAUCGACAGAUUUUUCACCUAGUCGGCUCGGGGAUUAGAACCAGCGACCUUUCGGUUACUGGCACUACAUAAUAAUAUAAUAUGCCAUUUAGCAGACGCUUUUAUCCAAAGUGACUUACAGUCAUGCGUGCAUACAUUUUUUUGUGUACGGGUGGUCCCGGGGAUCGAACCCACUACCUUGGCGUUACAAGCGCCGUGCUCUACCAGCUGAGCUACAGAGGACCACCCCAUCCCCAAACUACUUCCCGCGGCUAUGUCCUUCAGGUUCCCUCCUCUUCCCAGCACUGCCACUUUAAUUUUGUAAUGGGUUAGCCUGGCAAAAAUAGGUCUCGGUCUGUCGGGAACUUUCCUGCCAAAAAGGUGGGCCCUUUGGUAAUCCACAUUUUCCACCUGUUCCUCCGUCAUCUGGUAGUCUUCAUUGUGCUCUUCCUCCACCCCUACUAUAACAAUAUUGUGCCUCAUGCUUCUGCAUUUGAUAUCGUUUGUUUGUUAUCAUCCUGUCAUUUUGUGGCCUGGAGGGUUUUAUUUUCUGCCUUUAUUUGCUGUAUUAAGCUGUUAUUAGACUCCACCGAUACUUUGAGGGCCUCUAUUUCUGCUUUUGCUCCAGGGAGCAAAUCCAGCUUUUUCAAUUGCUCGUUCAUGUUUGCCAAAGGAGCUCUGUCGUGUUUGAAGUAUGUUGUUGGGUAACCUUCUUCAGUUUAACCGUCCAUUGUGAUAAAAAACGUUUGGUCGGCCACAACAUCUCUGUCUCGCUGGAGGACAGUACUGCUCUUGCCCGCAUUUUCUGUUGACUUAACAUGUCAUAGGAUUUAGCUAUAAAAUUCUCAAAGUCUGGUAUCUCUUUCAGUUUGCUCCCUUCUUUUAAUUGAUGGCUAAUUUACAAUUUCAAACUAUCAAUAAUGAGACAGGUUUGGAGCUCAGUACAUCACUGCCACCUACCACGUCCCGUCUGCUCAAUCUGAUGAUGAUGAGACCAUUAUUAAAAAUGACAAAUAUAAAGUUCCCACUGUGCCAAUGAUAAAAGCUUCAAUGUGAAUAGGUUAUACUACUGAAACAAAGUUUAACAUGAGAAGAUACAUUCAGACCAGCCUUACUGAUUGAACUUAACUACAUUAGUCAUACAACACAUCAUACAUGUAUGACACAUACUGUACUGUAACCUUGUCAUAUAGCUGCUGGCAUCAUGUGAAACGGUUGUCUAGAAAUGCUGGCAUUACUAGUGGAUCUUUGCUCUUGCCUGGGGUUUCAUAUCUCAGAUGCUGAAACCCCUAGUACUGUAUGAGUCUGGUUCCUCUCAAGGUUUCUGACUUCCAGAGACUUUUCCCUCACCAUUGUGCUUCUGCUUGCUUUUUAGGGUCUAGUCCGGGUAACUGUAAAGCACUUUGUGACAACUGUUGGGGCGUUAUAUAUACAUUUGAUUGAUUUAUGGUAUCCUCUGUGUCCUCUGCUCCAUUCAGUUGGGUGUUUAUCUAUGAAAAAGGCUACCAGUCGACAGACACGGCCGUGGGUUCUGUCUUUACUAAGAUGAAAGGGGUGGGCUACACCAAGGUGGAUGGAGAGGAGAGGGUCUGGGACAUGGCUGACUACGUCUUCCCUGAACAGGUGGGUCAUUGGCUAAUGUCUUUCUUGAACAGGUGGCUGAGUGUGGACGAACAGCACUAGUAAGUACUGUAUUGAAUGAAAAACUGAAUUAAUGACCUGAAAGGUCACAGAUCAUUAUACCCUCUAGGAACUGAGCCUCACAAUACAUCUACCAGUGUGCUGUAAUAGUAGUGCAACAGUUAUGCGUAAUAAAGUACUACAGUGAGGUUCAUGCAGGGAAGUCAGACAGAUGGUGUCUGACAAACUGAAGAAGAAGAAGAAGAAGAAGAAGAAGAAGAAGAAGAAGAAGAAGAAGAAGAAGAAGAAGAAGAAGAAGAAGGAAAUGAAGAAAGUGAAGAAGAUGACCUGUGACAUCCUGAUAUCAUUGUCAACAAGC